Molecule: messenger RNA, 619 nt
Organism: Phyllotreta striolata
Lineage: Eukaryota; Metazoa; Arthropoda; Insecta; Coleoptera; Chrysomelidae
Source: the annotation of a GenBank genome assembly
AUGAACUUGUUUAGUUGCGCUAUAGAUGUAAUCAUUUUCUUAUUGUAGAAGUAUGAGUAAAUUCCGCGUUUUCGUGAAAACCGCAUUGGAGAAGCAUCCACUUGUGACGAAUUCCAUUAUAUACGGAUCAUUCUGCACCAUUUCCGAAUUCUCCCAGCAAACUUCAUCCAAAAAAUUCAAAACUCCACCGGAAUCCUACGACACUCCUGCAAUCGCCAGGUUCGCAAUAUACGGCACAGCCAUAGCAGGACCUUUAUUAUACGGUUGGUACGGCAAAAUCCUCGAUAAAGCUAUCGUAGGCAGUACUUUUAAAAUAUCAAUGAAGAAAUUGCUAAUAGAUCAAUUUACAUUCACUCCCGGUUUACUAGGGGUAUUCUUCGUUUCUAUGAGUUUAAUGGAGCGCAAGGAAGAUAUCUUCGAAGAGUGCAAGCAGAAGUUCCUGCCGACGUUUCGAACUAGCUGCAUGUUUUGGAUACCGGCGCAAUUGGUGAAUUUCAUGCUAGUACCGCCGCUAUUGAGGGUCACUUACAUCGGAGGGUGCUCGUUUGCUUGGAUAAACAUUUUGUGUUACAUAAAGAGGCAGGAUGUCGAAACGGACCGGGUGCAAUUGAACGAAUAA